Lepus europaeus (European hare) is the source of this 6340-nucleotide messenger RNA. It is a transcript of the gene CLASP2, whose product is annotated as cytoplasmic linker associated protein 2. Gene Ontology annotation, biological process: mitotic spindle assembly. Gene Ontology annotation, cellular component: microtubule organizing center; cytoplasmic microtubule; mitotic spindle. Bases 1 to 4530 code for a protein of 1509 amino acids. NCBI's taxonomy places the organism in Eukaryota, Metazoa, Chordata, Mammalia, Lagomorpha, Leporidae. The record is from RefSeq and is a predicted model, not a curated record. The transcript is spliced from 37 exons. Gene Ontology annotation, molecular function: microtubule binding.
AUGGAGCCCCGCGGCAUGGACUACUUCAGCGCCCAGGUGCUGCAGAAGGACGUGGGCGGCCGGCUGCAGGUCGGCCAGGAGCUGCUGCUCCACCUCGGCACCCCCGGCGCCAUCCCGGACCUGGAGGACGACCAGAGCCGCCUGGCCAAGACGGUCGAUGCGCUCACCGGCUGGGUGGGCUCGAGCAACUACCAGGUAUCAUUAAUGGGAUUGGAAAUUUUAAGUGCCUUUGUGGAUAAAUUAACAACACGAUUUAAAUCUUAUGUAGCAAUGGUUAUUGAAGCUUUAAUAGACAGAAUGGGAGAUGCCAAAGACAAAGUUCGAGAUGAAGCUCAAACACUGAUACUGAAGUUGAUGGAUGAAGUAGCACCACCUAUGUAUGUGUGGGGACUGUUGGCUUCUGGUUUUAAACACAAGAAUUUUCGAUCUCGAGAAGGCGUGUGUCUGUGUCUUAUUGAAACAUUAAACACUUUUGGGACUCAGCCAUUAGUCCUCAGCAAGUUGAUACCACAUUUGUGUGUCCUGUGUGGAGAUUCUAAUAGUCAGGUGAGAGAUGCUGCAAUAUUGGCUAUAGUGGAGAUUUAUAGACAUGUGGGAGAAAAAGUGAGGGUAGAUCUUUAUACAAGAGGAAUUCCUUCUGCUAGAUUAAAAAUGAUCUUUGCCAAAUUUGAUGAAGUGCAAAAUUCAGGUGGUAUGAUUUUGAGUGCCUGCAAAGAUAAAAGCUUUGAUGAUGAAGAAUCCGUGGAUGGAAAUAGGCCGUCGUCAGCUGCCUCAGCCUUCAAGGUUCCUGCACCUAAAACGUCCGGAAACCCCGUCAAUAGUGCGAGGAAACCUGGUUCAGCAGGUGGCCCCAAGGCUGGAGCAGGUGCUUCUAAAGAAGGAGGUGCUGGAGCCGUUGACGAGGAUGAUUUUAUAAAAGCCUUCACAGAUGUCCCUUCUGUUCAGAUCUAUUCUAGUCGAGAACUUGAAGAAACAUUAAAUAAAAUCAGGGAAAUUUUGUCAGAUGACAAACACGACUGGGAUCAACGUGCCAAUGCACUUAAGAAAAUCCGAUCACUCCUGGUUGCGGGAGCUGCACAAUAUGAUUGCUUUUUCCAACAUUUACGCUUGUUGGACGGAGCACUUAAACUUUCAGCUAAGGAUCUUAGGUCCCAGGUGGUUCGCGAAGCUUGCAUUACUGUCGCCCAUCUCUCAACAGUUUUGGGAAACAAGUUUGAUCAUGGCGCUGAAGCCAUUGUUCCUACACUUUUUAAUCUUGUCCCCAAUAGUGCAAAAGUCAUGGCAACUUCUGGAUGUGCAGCAAUCAGGUUCAUCAUUCGGCAUACUCAUGUACCCAGACUUAUACCUUUAAUAACAAGCAAUUGCACAUCAAAAUCAGUUCCUGUGAGGAGGCGUUCAUUUGAAUUUUUAGAUUUGUUGUUGCAAGAGUGGCAGACUCAUUCCUUAGAAAGACAUGCAGCUGUCUUGGUCGAAACUAUCAAGAAAGGAAUUCAUGAUGCUGAUGCUGAGGCAAGAGUGGAAGCAAGAAAGACAUAUAUGGGUCUUAGAAACCACUUUCCUGGCGAAGCUGAAACGUUGUAUAAUUCCCUUGAGCCAUCUUAUCAGAAGAGUCUUCAAACCUACUUAAAGAGUUCUGGCAGUGUAGCAUCUCUUCCACAAUCAGACAGGUCCUCAUCUAGCUCACAAGAAAGUCUCAAUCGCCCUUUUUCUUCCAAAUGGUCUACAGCAAAUCCAUCAGCUGUGGCUGGAAGAGUAUCAGCAGGUAGCAGCAAAGCCAGUUCCCUUCCAGGAAGUCUGCAGCGUUCACGAAGUGACAUUGAUGUGAAUGCUGCUGCUGGUGCCAAGGCACAUCAUGCUUCCGGACAGUCUGUGCGAAGUGGGCGGUUGGGGGCAGGUGCCCUGAAUCCAGGUUCCUAUGCUUCCCUAGGCCGGGUGAGAGCAAAGCUGUCAGCACCUCUUACUGGCAUGGGAAACGCCAAGGCGGAUUCCAGAGGACGAAGCCGAACGAAGAUGGUGUCCCAGUCACAGCCUGGUAGCCGUUCGGGGUCUCCUGGAAGAGUUCUGACCACAACAGCCCUCUCCACUGUGAGCUCUGGUGUUCAAAGAGUCCUGGUCAAUUCAGCCCCAGUGCAGAAAAGAAGCAAGAUACCGCGCAGCCAGGGCUGCAGCAGAGAGGCUAGUCCAUCGAGGCUCUCAGUUGCCCGGAGUAGUCGUAUUCCUCGACCAAGUGUGAGUCAGGGGUGCAGCCGGGAAGCAAGUCGGGAGAGCAGCCGGGACACAAGUCCUGUUCGCUCUUUCCAACCCCUGGGUCCGGGCUAUGGGAUGAGCCAAUCAAGCCGACUGUCAUCCUCUGUCAGUGCCAUGCGAGUCCUGAACACUGGUUCCGACGUGGAGGAGGCAGUAGCAGAUGCCUUGAAAAAGCCUGCUCGAAGAAGAUAUGAAUCAUACGGGAUGCAUUCUGACGACGAUGCGAACAGCGAUGCGUCUAGUGCUUGUUCAGAACGCUCGUAUAGUUCUCGAAAUGGUAGUAUUCCUACAUAUAUGAGGCAGACGGAAGAUGUCGCAGAAGUCCUUAAUAGGUGUGCUAGUUCCAAUUGGUCAGAAAGGAAGGAAGGACUCCUGGGUCUGCAGAACUUGUUAAAAAAUCAGAGAACCUUAAGCCGAGUUGAACUGAAAAGAUUAUGUGAAAUUUUCACAAGAAUGUUUGCUGAUCCUCAUGGCAAGGUGUUCAGCAUGUUUUUGGAGACUCUAGUGGAUUUCAUACAAGUCCACAAGGAUGAUCUUCAAGAUUGGUUAUUUGUACUGCUGACACAGCUACUAAAAAAAAUGGGUGCUGACUUGCUUGGGUCUGUUCAGGCAAAAGUCCAGAAAGCCCUUGAUGUCACCAGAGAAUCUUUUCCAAAUGAUCUUCAGUUUAAUAUUCUAAUGAGAUUUACAGUUGAUCAGACCCAAACACCAAGCUUGAAGACAGUCAAGCCAGCACUUCGGGACCAGCUUCACUCUUUUUGGAGCUCUAAGGUAAAGGUUGCUAUCCUUAAAUACAUAGAAACUCUAGCCAAACAGAUGGAUCCAGGAGAUUUUAUAAAUUCCAGUGAAACUCGCCUGGCAGUGUCUCGAGUCAUCACUUGGACAACAGAACCCAAAAGUUCUGAUGUUCGGAAGGCAGCACAGUCAGUGCUGAUUUCUUUAUUUGAACUCAAUACUCCAGAGUUUACAAUGUUAUUAGGAGCUUUACCAAAAACUUUUCAGGAUGGUGCUACCAAGCUUCUCCAUAACCACCUUCGAAACACCGGCAACGGAACCCAGAAUUCCAUGGGGAGUCCUUUGACGAGACCAACACCACGCUCACCAGCCAACUGGUCCAGUCCUCUUACUUCUCCUACCAAUACAUCACAGAAUACUUUAUCUCCAAGUGCAUUUGAUUAUGACACAGAAAAUAUGAACUCUGAAGAUAUUUACAGCUCUCUUCGAGGUGUCACUGAAGCAAUACAGAAUUUUAGCUUCCGUAGUCAAGAAGAUAUGAAUGAGCCACUGAAAAGGGAUUCUAAAAAAGAGGAUGGUGACUCAAUGUGUGGUGGUCCUGGGAUUGCUGACCCAAGAGCGGGAGGUGAUGCUACUGACUCAAGCCAAACAGCUCUUGAUAAUAAAGCUUCGUUGCUCCAUUCGAUGCCUGCUCACUCCUCCCCGCGCUCUCGAGACUAUAAUCCAUAUAACUAUUCAGAUAGCAUCAGUCCCUUCAAUAAGUCUGCCCUCAAGGAAGCCAUGUUUGACGAUGAUGCCGACCAGUUUCCUGAUGAUCUCUCCCUAGACCAUUCUGACCUAGUGGCAGAAUUACUGAAGGAGCUGUCUAAUCACAAUGAACGUGUGGAAGAAAGGAAAAUCGCCCUCUAUGAACUCAUGAAGCUGACACAGGAAGAAUCCUUCAGUGUUUGGGAUGAACAUUUCAAAACAAUAUUGCUUUUAUUGCUUGAAACCCUUGGGGAUAAAGAGCCAACAAUCAGGGCCUUGGCGUUAAAGGUUUUGAGAGAAAUCCUGAGGCAUCAGCCAGCAAGAUUUAAAAACUAUGCAGAACUGACUGUAAUGAAAACACUGGAAGCCCAUAAAGAUCCUCAUAAGGAGGUGGUGAGAUCUGCUGAGGAAGCUGCAUCAGUACUGGCCACUUCCAUUAGCCCAGAGCAAUGCAUCAAAGUGCUUUGUCCCAUCAUCCAAACUGCGGAUUACCCAAUUAACCUGGCUGCGAUCAAAAUGCAGACAAAAGUGAUAGAGAGAGUGUCCAAGGAAACCCUUAACCUGCUUCUGCCAGAAAUUAUGCCAGGUCUGAUACAGGGUUACGAUAACUCCGAGAGCAGUGUUCGGAAAGCUUGUGUCUUCUGCCUGGUGGCUGUUCAUGCGGUGAUUGGUGAUGAACUGAAACCACAUCUCAGUCAACUCACCGGCAGUAAAAUGAAGCUACUGAAUCUUUACAUCAAGCGUGCACAGACAGGCUCUGGAGGAGCUGACCCCACUGCUGACGUUCCUGGACAAAGUUAGUGAAGCUCAUCAGCGUGACCAGGUCUCUCCCGAAAAGGACAGACUACCCUCGCCAGUGAAAGGGAAUUCUCAAACACAUCUUUUGGAGCUUAACCAUUGUUUCCUAGUUUUAGUUUUUCGUUUUGUUUUGUUUGUACUUUCUGUACCAGAGGACUGUCCUCAGUCUGCAUGUAACUUUUACGAUAGUUAUUCCAGAUUCAUGAAGAAGCAGUAUUAACAUCAGUUGAUCAGUACACGGUAAUUUUUAACCUAAUUCAUCAUUUCACAUGUUUGUACUUCUUUGUCUUCCCGUUAACCUUUGCCAGUGUUAUGAUUGUAUAAAUUUUUUUUAAAUGCUGGUUAAACAGGAAUGCUUAAAGCUUUAAAAGUUAACAGUCUAAAACAUCUUUUGCCUUUAUUCCACUGCAGAAUAAUAUUUUUAUUGCUACUUUGAGUUUUGUUCUGUAUCAUGUCCUAUGCUAGAAAUACUUAAAUGAUGUGAAACAGUGCAGGACUAAGUUGAGCUUCGGCUGGCCACUGUCGGUGUGAUGGUGACACGUGUCAUUAGUUGCCACUUCUUCGGGGUGAUCUGUAGUUUGAAAACUAAGACCUCAGAGAGAAGUGUUACAGAAUCAUCCAGUUCUGUAAAACUGAUACUGUUUGUUUGUUAUUGAUCUUGCCAUCUUUAUUUAAAGCCGUGUCCCUUCUACGAUCCCGUAAGAAAGCGGCACCAAAUCGUCCCCCUGUGGUUUUCUUGAUUCUUACGAGAGAGAAGGUUUCAUUGCAGGGUUUUUGGUUUGUAUCUUUAUUGUGAAUGAUGCUUUUUUUGUAUUUAUUAAUAUCAGAUUCACUUAUGAAUAAACUUGAUAAUGGAAACAGACAAGAAAAAAAUCAAGUGCGUGUGUGUCCUUGGCCGUGUUCUGUUCUCAUGUACUAGACAAUUACUGAGACAUGGGAGUCGACCAGCACCUUUUUGUUCAGUGGUGGAACCUGGUUUCCUUUGACCGUGAAAUUGUCUUACUUGACAACGUUGAUCCUGAUGAGAGAGAAGAUGGUGCCAAGGCUGUCUUCAGAUAAUGCGCUCAAAUUCUCUACCUCUUCAGGGCUGACACUUCUAACUGAACUGCUGCCUAUAGUGUCUUUUGGAAAACUACUUCAAGGUGAUUUUCUGUUAAUUUUUAACAAAGUUUUUAAUCACCUUCUGCUACACCUGUUCUUUUCAUGUGCAGCAAAACUUCAAAAAUUACCAGUUUUGGUGAAAGGCCAAAUUAGAUCAUUUGGAACCAGGAUGCUAAUGGUUUCUCACCUUGACUUUUAUUUUAUUUUUUUUUAAUCCUAACAUAAAGUGAAUUUGACUGGAAAGGCAAAUAGCUAUUAGGGAAGCAAUUUGCUAUUGUUACAGAAUGGUCUGUACUUCCUUUGUUUAACUUGUAGAAAUGUAUGUAAAGAAUUGAAGACAAGAGUACUGAAUGGCUGACUCGUCCUAGGCUCCCCCCUUGGUUUCUGUUUCAGCAGCAGGAAAUAGUUUCUCUAUGCCCUCUCCCCAUUACCUGUAACAGUUUUAUUUUCUAAUGUUAAUGACAUUGUGUAUUUAUAGUUCUACGCUUACUGUUGUGCAUAUACUGGCAAUAAAACUGUACAUAACAUUACUUGAAAAGUUAAUCAUGUGUAUCAGCUGUUUUUCUGUCUCGCUGUGUAAUAACUUUAGAAGGUCUCAUAGCAGUGGUGUUCCAUGAGUUUUGUAAGUGCGUCUGGGGAGAAAAGAUUCACACAGUCCAGUGUGUAUAGAUGGCUGUGUACAUAUGUACAUGUAACAGCUUAUCUUUAAAAA